AUGAAGUCAUUCACUACUCUUACUGCAGCUGUGGCUGCUCUCGUGGGUAUAACCAGUGCUCAGGUUACCUUUAACUCAACCACCGGAAGCUUCUCAUGCCCUAUCGCCAAUGGUGCCUAUUGCGCAAGUUCAUCCCUCGGCGGUCCCAUCAUCAUUCGCUGCACAAACGGCAUUGGUCAACCUGGUAACUGUGAUGAUAAUCUCGCGGGUUAUUUCCCUUAUGGUGUAAACUAUUCGCCAUGUUGGGAGACUAGUGAGAAGAGUGGUGAUGCUGCUUGUUCUAAAAACUGCAUCGUCCAAGGUGACUCCGGAAACUUCAACGGUACAUUUACCCUCCCAAACUGCACCCCCAUUCCAAAUCCAUCCUCAACCUCCUCCUCCCUCUCUGCCUCGAUAACGGCCAUAUCAACCGUUUCAAGCACCAUUGCCAACCCCUCUACCGCCUUCAAUCCAACCCCCACCACCCCAGCAAUUUCUCCAGCCACAACCCCAUCCUCAUCCUCUAUCCCCACAAUCGCCAUCGUCCCAUCCGGUCUCGUCACUACACUCGCCUCCGGUAUCGCCAUUGGAACUGGUGGUUCAGGUUCUGGAGAUGGAUCAGGCAGUGGAUCCGGCGGCGGCGGCUCAGGUGUUCACAACGGCACAAACAGUAAUUCCGGAACAAGCGGAAGUGCAACCGCGACACCCGUCGGCCCAAGCAGCACAACCACUGGAACGGGGGCUCCUGAAUAUACUGGUGCUGCUAAUAUUCUUAGCGCGGGUUCGCUUGCGGCGCUGGGGGCUGUGUUUGCUUGGUUUUUGUGA
Sclerotinia borealis F-4128 is the source of this 804-nucleotide messenger RNA. The record is from the annotation of a GenBank genome assembly. Lineage: Eukaryota; Fungi; Ascomycota; Leotiomycetes; Helotiales; Sclerotiniaceae.